Molecule: messenger RNA, 1134 nt
Organism: Carya illinoinensis
Lineage: Eukaryota; Viridiplantae; Streptophyta; Magnoliopsida; Fagales; Juglandaceae
Exons: 3
Coding region: 106-834 (242 amino acids)
Molecular function (GO): protein binding
Source: RefSeq, a predicted model, not a curated record
UUCCUUCUAUAAAACAACUAUCACAAUCCCAUAGCUGUUUCUUAACUUUGUUCUCUUCCACCACGCCCAGGGUCUCUCAUUCUCAGCCCCACCAAAGAAAGAAAAAUGCUUCUCAGAAGCGCUUCCUCACCAAUCUCAAAAUCAUCUACUGGUGGUAGUAUUUUCCAACCAUUUCCGGAAUCGGAUGAAGUUCUCCGUAUUUCGACUUCUCGAUCCCUGUCCAUGUCACUCUCGUCCAGUUCUUCAUCUUCUCCUAUUGACAACAACCGGGCGAUGAAGAUAUCUCGAACGAUGUCGGACAGCAAUCAAAGGCCCAGGAGCCUUUCUCUGGCGAAGAAGACAAAGGUUGACCCCUGUGCGGGAAUUUGUUCAGGAACGGCGUCGUCGAGGAGUUCGGUUGGGUUGGAUAAAGGGUAUAUUUUUGGUUAUGGUGGUACUGUUGGGUGUGGCGGUAGGGGAGAUAGCAACGAAGGUAAUGGGAAUUGGGAUAAUGAGAGUGAGAAGAUGGAUGAGUAUUACCAGAAAAUGAUCAUGGCGGACCCUGGCGACGCUCUUCUUCUCGGCAACUAUGCCAGUUUCUUAAAAGAGGUGCGACGUGAUUUUGUGAAAGCAGAAGAGUACUGUGAAAAAGCAAUUUUGGCUGACCCCAAAAAUGAGAAUGUUCUGUGUCUCUACGGGGACUUGAUAUGGCAUAAACACAAGGAUGCUCCUCGUGCUCAGUCCUACUUUGAUAGAGCCAUUCACUCUUCCCCUAAUGACUGUUACGUUCUUGGUUCCUACGCUAAAUAUCUUUGGGAAGCUAAUGAAGAUGAUGGUCUGCAGGCAGUACCCUAGAAUCUACAUCCCAGAUUAAUGUUUCCCGAGGGUGUUCUCCCAGACCAAUGUCUACUAUGAAGGUUGCAUCUUUUCCAGCCUUAUUUUCUCUUCAUUUUUUUAAGGAUCUCUCUUGCCCCAAUUUUGUUCAAUACAGCGGUAGAGUGCUUUUGGACCUUUUGUUAUAAUAUAUGCAGGAAAUUGCUUGUCCUGUUAACGGAUACAUCUCUAAAUAUCCGUACCAUUCUUUUCUUAUGUGAUGGUUAUCACUCUUCUUCCUUGGUACUACAGAUAUUCUCAAAACUCAGAUUUUCCUUGUCC